UAAAUCACUACCCGACGGAAUAGAAUCAGAUUCAAGUCGGAUUUGCUCCUUUUUCCUUGUGUCCUUUGCUCCAUGUUAUUCUUCCGUACGCUUUAGAUUGAGUCUUGAGAGUUAAUUUUGAUUCCGCGGUUUUUUUCCUUAUGAUUCAUGAUUUGUUAAUUUUGUGAGCUAGGGCUUUUUAAAAAAAAUGUUCAAGCUCACUAAUUGUUUGCUAUUUUUUUUUUGCUUCUAAUGUUCCGAUGCGGAUUUCUCCUGGAAUGCUCAACGUUGCUGUUUUUUUUGGCACAGUACUUGCUGGACUUGCUUUCAUGUUCUCAUCUAGUAUCCUUCUACAGAUCCUGGCAUGUGCAAUAUAUGGUAACUGGUGGCCAAUGCUAUCAGCACUCAUGUAUGUAGUGGUGCCUAUGCCUUGCAUGUUCUUUGGAGGAGGGUCAACCCAAUUCCUUACUAGUCGGGACGGUGGAGGGUGGAUAGAUGCAGCAAAGUUCUUGACGGGAGCGUCGACAGUGGGCAGCCUCGCUAUCCCAAUCAUCUUAAGGCACGCACAUAUGAUCGAGACGGGUGCAAUGCUCAUAGAAUUCACAUCGUUCUUCAUAUUCAUUUGCACUGUGAUGUGUUUUCACCGGGCUAGUCUUGAUGAUGAUUGGUAACAGAGAGAUUGUUGCUCGUGAUUUACUAAUUGGAUUUGUAUGAGCAAAGAGAGAUAGUGAAGAAGAAGAUGAGGUAAUUAUGAACCCGAGUAAAAAAAAGUGGUUCAGAAAGUUGUGUUUGUCUCCCUCAUUUGUAAAGCUUUGUAUUAUCAAUCAGUGUGUGUAGGAAGUUUUAUUCAUCAUUGUGAAUGUUUUCUUGAAACAAGUGCCAAAACAUGUUCAGAAAACAGUCUUUCGAUGUAGGAUUAUAAAACUUUUGGUGUGUUAAAGCAACUUACAUAGUCUGCUUUAAAUCUUUAA
Messenger RNA from Capsella rubella, 950 nucleotides. RefSeq names its product vacuolar protein sorting-associated protein 55 homolog. The record is from RefSeq and is a predicted model, not a curated record. Bases 240 to 650 code for a protein of 136 amino acids. NCBI's taxonomy places the organism in Eukaryota, Viridiplantae, Streptophyta, Magnoliopsida, Brassicales, Brassicaceae. Gene Ontology annotation, biological process: late endosome to vacuole transport via multivesicular body sorting pathway. Gene Ontology annotation, cellular component: endosome. The transcript is spliced from 4 exons.